AUGCUAUCUUUCAAAAGAAAGAAAAAAGAAAAAGAUAAAGAAAGCGAACCCAUAACAAACGAGGAAACAAAACCAGUCACGAAAACCAUAUACGACAAUAUGGAAGUAAAUAUGCAACUUUCAAGACUGGAAGAAGCAAAGAUCCUCACAACUGCCCUAAGGCACUAUGUGAGGAAUAAGCAUAUCGAAGGAAACAAAAUCACCUUCCCGGUUCCGGGAGCGGUGGACCGAAUUCAGCUGAAAUGUCAUAAUAUUCCUACAGACGUCACCGAACUGGAAAGACUCCUAAAGCAAGUCUUCGACAGAAGAAACAAGGCAAUGAUCUCUCCUCUAGAUGAAUCUGUCUCUUCCAGAUCAUCUCUGGCCAACAGUGACAUCCAGGACGAGUUCCUUACGGAAUGUCAGAAAGCACUGACGCCUUCUGCGUCAGUUAACCUGGCCAAUUUAAUUGCAGAAUUUGCUACAGCCCGCACCUCCUUGCUUUCUUCGGUCGGGUCCUUAAAAGACACCAUUUCCAAGAAAAAUGAAGUUUAUGCAGGCAUUGAAAGCCUCAGUUCAUUCUUUGUCAAAAUGACUUCACUCUACGCUCAGUCUUCCGCCAGCGAGGGUCUCACUAGAAGACUCUACGCUAUCGAAGACAAGAUAGAAGCCCUUUCAGAGCAUGGCCUACUAGCAGACAAGGCUGAACAAAUCGAGAAACAACUCGAGCGAGUCGCUAACGUCGGCGCGUCCUACGCCAAUGCAGCCAAAACCAGGGCACAACCACCCAAGAUUACCACCACUACGGUCAAGUCUAUCACUCCCAAGCCGAAGAAAGCCAUGAUAAUUACGCCUAUAACUGGCUCUACGGACCUACUCUCCUGCGAAGACACUCGAAAGGCCCUAACUAGCCGCAUCACUCCAGCCGAGCUGGGAAUAAAACCAGAUAAGCUGCUCAGAACAGGCAAAUGCGGAAUCCGCAUUGAAGCCGCCGAGAUCGACCCUGACAAGGUCAACACUGAAGCCCUACGCAAGGCUGGCCUACAGAUGAGCAUGCAAGGCAAACUCAAACCAAGACUCGCAGUCUUUGGGGUUCCAAACGAGCACACGGCUAGCACACUGCAACAAGAGAUUCUGAACAACUUGCCGGAUUCCGAGCCAUUGACCAUUGAGGUGAAAGCCAAAUUCGGCCCAAGGGACAAGUCUUAUAAUCACUGGGUCAUCGAAACCACACCAGACAUAAGAACCAAGCUCCUAGACAAAGGUCGUAUUUACAUUGGAUGGUCAGCUUGCACAGUCAAAGACCACGUACGUGUGGUGAGAUGUUUCAAAUGUCAGAAAUACGGGCACCUGCAAAACGCCUGCCGUAGCUCGACAGCUUGUGGUCACUGUGCUGAAGAGCACGACACUAGCCGAUGCCAGAAUAAAAAUUCGGAUCCUACCUGUCUCAACUGCAAGAAGGCUGGUCUUAGAGAUUUCAAGCACGAAGCGUCCUCUAGCCGAUGCCAAAUUUUAAAAUGGGAUGCGAGGAGGAAGGAUGAGAUCAGCAGGAUGGAGCUCAUCCAACCUGUCAGUCGUAACUUCUUGAAAGAGAAGCCGGCGGAUUCAGAAUUUGUAGACAAGGUAGCGGUAAUGGAGGAAAUAAUAGGAAAACUGAUAGCGGAGAGAGCGGAAGCUAGGGGUAGGACGGAGGAAUGCAGAGCGUUGAUAGAAUUAAUGGCGGCGAUGCCUAGUGUGAGUAGCACACCGGUAUCACAGGCUAGUACGAGCAGUAAGGUGGUACAGCCUGCGAAACAGAAGGUGGAAGUAAAGACUUUUGCGGUUGCGGUAAAAAGCGAUAAAGGUGAGAAAGUAGAAGAUAUAAUGAAGAAGGUAGAUGAAAUGAGUAGGGACUUGAAGACGGUGAGAGUAAGGACAGUGAGAAAAAUAAAGGAUGGUGUAGUUAUAGAAGCAGCAACUCAGGAAGAUGCUGAAAAUAUACGGACAAAUGUGAAAGGGAAGAAUUUAAAAAUUGCGGAGGUAAUAAAAAUGAAUCCAAAGGUAAUAAUAUUUGAUGUGCCGAUGGAUGUAACAGAUGCGGAAUUAUUGGAGGAUUUGUACAAUAAGAACGGAAUGUCUAGGGUGACAGUGGAAGAUUUUAACAAAUGGGUUAAAGUAGAUAGUCGGAAGAAAAUGAGGCACGAAUUGGAUAACGUUAUAUUGAAUUUAAAUGAAGAGAUUGCGGAAUAUUGGAUAGGAAAAGAAUAUGUAUAUGUAGGGUGCAAGUCUUGUAAAGUGAAGGAGGUUGAUAUUGUGAAGAGAUGUUUUAAAUGUUGCAGUGUGCAUCUUAGGGCGGAUCAGUGCAAGGAAAGAGGCAACCACGGGGCACUACGACCAAGGGAAAUGUCAGGAAACAAGAAGGAGGGAGUCCAGCCAUCCCUGACGACACCCACACAGGGUCCAACUAACACCGCCAGUGGCCCUGGUCCGCUAAGGAGAGAGGGAACAAAAGUGAACCCAAGGAGGGUAAGUUUUUCUGCCACUCCACCCUCUCUCCAAGCAAACCCGCAUCCGCACCGGUGUCCAAAGUGCGGACACGGUUGCGAGACCAAUGGGGGGAUGCAGAAGCAUAUGAUGCUAUGCAUAACACGUGACACGUCAAAGUGUCAAUUCAGCGAGAGAACCUUCCCCACGUUCCAGGGGGUAAGGCAGCACGAAAAGAAAGCGCAUCCAGACCUAUAUGCGGAGGAAAUGGAAGAUAGCCUGCCGAGGCCGGAACACGAGCUUUACGAGAUCCUUGCGGCCAUAGAGGUCUCCACCUUGAAGGGUAAACCGUUCGUAAAAGAAAUAGAAAAAGCCACCGGCCUCCCUAGCCAUCAGAUCCGCCACAAGCGGGAUAAAACAAUAUACACAGAAUAUCUCGCACGUGUACUACCCCUGGAACGGGGUGCGACGAACUUGAUGAUCCGUAUACGGAACACCUAG
Messenger RNA from Phaedon cochleariae (mustard beetle), 2943 nucleotides. The record is from the annotation of a GenBank genome assembly. NCBI's taxonomy places the organism in Eukaryota, Metazoa, Arthropoda, Insecta, Coleoptera, Chrysomelidae.